Molecule: messenger RNA, 957 nt
Organism: Trichoderma aggressivum f. europaeum
Lineage: Eukaryota; Fungi; Ascomycota; Sordariomycetes; Hypocreales; Hypocreaceae
Exons: 3
Coding region: 1-957 (318 amino acids)
Molecular function (GO): hydrolase activity
Source: RefSeq, a predicted model, not a curated record
AUGUCUACACAAAACGUGGCUCUGCCCUUUGACGAAUGGCGUUCCAUUCGAGUCAAGACGGCCGACACAAGCCUUUUCGCCCGCUAUGAUGGCACAGGCCCAGCCGUUCUGCUAUUACACGGAUGUCCGCAACAUUCUCUCAUGUGGCACAAAGUAGGCCCACUGCUUUCGUCCAAAUAUACAGUCAUCGCCCCCGACCUGCCUGGCAUGGGCCAGUCAACCCUGAGUGAAUCGGGCAACUAUACUUCCGCAUCGGCCGCAGAAGCUAUUAUCGCACUGUUGGACUUCUUGCGUAUCGAGAAAGUGGCCGUAUUCGGUUACGACAAAGGUGCUUCCGUGGGAUCUGUGCUCGCAUGGAAGUACGCGGAUCGCGUGGCGUCCUUGAGCGUUGGAGAAUACGCCCUCCCGGCGUACGGACAUGAAGUUUUCCAAAACCCAGAUCCUUCGAGGAACCUCUACGGUCACUGGCACCUGGCCCUCUUUACCGUCCCUGAAGCAGCCGAAUUCCUCAUCCGCGGACGCGAGAAGGAAUUUCUCAAUUGGUAUUUCUGGCAUAGCGCCUAUGCGGCCGGCGCUCUCAUAUCCCCCGAUCACGUCGAGCGUUACGCCGCAUCUUUGGGAAAGCCAGGAUAUCUGCGCGCCAUGACCGAGUUCCUCAACGGAAAUAUCUGGCGCGAGAUGGAGUAUUUCAAGCCGCUUAGAGAAACCCCUAUUCAGGUGCCCGUGAAUGUGCUCUGGGGAGAAGCCAGUGGGGUGUCUGAUGAAAUUAAUCAGAGCCUAUGGGGACCGACGGCAGUUUCUGUCAAGACGGUAUAUGUGCCAAAAGCCGGACAUUGGCUAGCGGACGAAAAUCCAAAGUGGCUGGCAGCUUUCAUCGACCGAAAUGCUGCAAACGCUGGUAUUGAGCCUUCUGCCGUCGACCUAAGCUAUUUGGAUGAUCAACUCACCAUGAUUUGA